AUGACGUUUAAUCGUUCAUACGGAACAAAUCUUUAGAGUUUAGGGUGCCGAUAAAUUGGCGAAGGAAGCGAAGAACUUUGAGGCUUCGUUUUGGUGCCACUAUGUCUUGGACCUUCAAGCUUGCGCUGCUGGCAGCCGCGUCGUCUGUCUCACUUGGAGGUGCAACCCAUAAUAAAGAUCAAAGCGCGUUCUUCAAAUACGGUGUUCUGUGUCAUGGAUCCCGUGGCGGCUGCGCUUGGUUCACCAUUCGCCGAGAGUCGGAUCGAUUAAAACUCGGUCUUCAUUACUCGGCUCAACAUACAAAGCUUGAUCAACUUGAAGGUCACACCGUUCACUCGGGUGACUCAGAAAACGAAACCUUCCUUAAGAUUAUCACGCCGACGAUCUGGGAAGAGCUCGUAGCAACUAAGAGAGCUUCUAAUUACGAACCUCGGCUAGACCUCUCUGAGGAAGCAAUGGCCAGUUCUGCGACAAAUCCAGUAAUAGACUCUUCACCUUUCGCUACUGAUCGACCCUUGAUGGACGUUUCUACAGCUACAGAUUUCCCCACCAAGGAGAGUUUUGUUGCUGAGCAGCCGAUGGGUGUGGAUGUAAACGGCAACCACAAGACACCUCGCAGAGCUUCUUUACAGUCGUACGAGAAAAACUACAGUAGAGAUAAAAUCCCGGUAACCUUCGAACCUGAAGGUGUGGUGGCAGCGUCAAUUGAGCCUGAACAGCCGAUGCAGCUAACUGCCAUGUGGGAGUACGAUAGGACGUGCAAGCCAAUCUGCAAGAGAGUUGGGGAAUUGUUCCCUCAUUUGACAAACUGUGAUAAGUAUUAUCAAUGCAGCAAUAGGGGACCGCAGUCUCUCAGCUGUGGACAGGGGACAUCGUACUCUCCUUUAAUAAAUACCUGUGACCACGCUCACUCUGCAGUUAAUGACUAUUGUCAUAUGCAUGAACAAUGUCCGUAACUUACUGUUCCAACGCGAAAUUAAACUUGCCAUUCGCAUCUACAUAUAAGCGUUCAACUCUCUUGUGUAAAGCCAACAGGCCAACAACGUCGCGUCUCAAGUUAUCUUCUAAACCUUCUAAUUUUGGAUAUUCUGCAUCGAAGUGAUUCCAUGACCAUCGCCAUAUAAUGGAAAUAAUUUUUCAAUAGGGCAAUGAAUUAUUUUCAAUCCACCAACUAUACUUCAAUGUCCAUCUCUCCAGCACAUAUUAAAUCAGAUCGAAAGUCACAUAACCGGUCCAUUUUCGAAUGUCUUGUUACGAACUAUUGAUUGAUGCGCAGCUCUUUGCUCUUGAAGUGCAUUGUGGGGCAAUUGCACAGAGAUACGCGCACAUUCUCCUCUUUGGUAAUUCGUCUUUCAUUACACGUACUAAAUUAAUUGAAACUUUACCAAACUCCAUGUCUUUCCAUGUAAUAUACGCUCCCAUCAAUAAAUCUUCAGACACGCAUAGGUA
Hyalella azteca is the source of this 1449-nucleotide messenger RNA. RefSeq lists its product as uncharacterized. The coding region runs from base 102 to 956 and encodes 284 amino acids. The transcript has 3 exons. Gene Ontology annotation, molecular function: chitin binding. Gene Ontology annotation, cellular component: extracellular region. Lineage: Eukaryota; Metazoa; Arthropoda; Malacostraca; Amphipoda; Hyalellidae. The record is from RefSeq and is a predicted model, not a curated record.